AUGCCACCUUUAAUUUCAUUUCUCAAAAUAUUGUUUCUGAAAUCAAUAAUAUAUGAAAAUUGUUUAACAGAUGAUGUUGCUGAUUGUAGAUAUACAGAUUUUUAAAUUGUUGGAACGAAUGAUGCAACUUUAGAUAGGUGUGGAUCACAACCUAAAAAUUUAUUUAUGGGGCCUUAUGGAUUUAAAACUUAAGUAACCAAGACAUUUACAAAUGUUCCCCCUAAUAAUUUAAUUGAAUUAUAAGUUGGUAUUUGGAAAUUAGACUCUUGGGAUAAAGAAGGAUUUGAGAUUUAUGCAAAUGAAGUGUAAAUUGAAAAUUUAAUAUUGAAUUAUGAUGAUGGUACAAUGAUUUGUAGAACAGAAUUUUGGUAGGAUUUGCUUUAGCCUCUUUCACUAAAGUUUUAAAUAAUAGGAACUGAUUUAACUAUUAAGUUAAAAGACAAUUUAAAUUCUAAUUCUUGGUUAGAAGAUCUAAAUGAUGGUAUUAAUUGAAUGAUUUCUAGAAUCUUGGGGAUUUAGAGACAUAAUUUUAAGACUUGCUGUUCCUUGUGUGAAUUUUUAUAGUGAAUGUAAUUACAAUGGAAUGUUAUUAUAAAUAUGCUAAGGAGAGUAAUCAAAAUUGUAAAACUAAAUUCCUUUUGAAAUCAAAUCAAUACUCAUGGGUCCUGGAAUUAUUGUUAAAUUGAAAAGCCCAAACUACUUUGAAGGAGUAUUAUAAGAGUUUUCUUCCUCAUAGACUUGUUUGAAUAGUUUUUAGGUAUUCAUGUAAUAUUUAUUUUCAGUUUCCAAAAGUUAUCUAUCAAGAAUGA
Molecule: messenger RNA, 809 nt
Organism: Paramecium primaurelia
Lineage: Eukaryota; Ciliophora; Oligohymenophorea; Peniculida; Parameciidae
Source: the annotation of a GenBank genome assembly